Coffea eugenioides is the source of this 1442-nucleotide messenger RNA. Its product is annotated as transcription factor TCP20-like. Gene Ontology annotation, cellular component: nucleus. Gene Ontology annotation, molecular function: sequence-specific DNA binding; DNA-binding transcription factor activity. The transcript has 2 exons. The coding region runs from base 57 to 869 and encodes 270 amino acids. The record is from RefSeq and is a predicted model, not a curated record. Lineage: Eukaryota; Viridiplantae; Streptophyta; Magnoliopsida; Gentianales; Rubiaceae.
GGGGAGGUGCGGGGCGGGGGGUGCCCACCUUCUUAAGUCGUUUCCCACCAUCGGACAUGGCUGAAAACAAGCCAACAGACAUCAACAAGGAUUUCCGAAUUUUGGCCUCCUCCGAUAACAAAGACGAUGGCGGCAAGAAGCAGUUAGUCCCCAAAAGAAGUUCCAACAAGGACAGGCAUAAAAAAGUGGACGGCAGAGGCAGGAGAAUUCGGAUGCCAGCUCUUUGUGCUGCCAGAAUUUUCCAAUUGACGCGAGAGUUGGGCCAUAAAACUGACGGCGAGACUAUCCAGUGGUUGUUACAGCAGGCCGAGCCCUCAAUUAUCGCCGCCACCGGUACAGGGACCAUCCCAGCUUCAGCUCUUGCAACUGCAGCUUCAGGGUCGUCUGUUUCUGAACAGGGGAACUCUGUUGCCACCGGUCUGCAUCAUCCCAAGUUUGAUGAAGUUGGGCCAGGGAUGGGGAUUAGGAUGAAUUGGGCUGCGCUGGGUGGAAAUAUCGGUAGAUCCCCUCACGUCCCUGCUGCUGCCUGGCCUUCUGUUGCAGCUGGUUUUGGGUCUGGUUUUCUGCAUAAUUCUACCCUCCUGAGCUCAAAUUCUGUGAACCAGAAUUUGAACUCCGGGCCUAAGUUCGGGUUUCAAGGCCUAGAGUUUCCGAGUUCGGCAGGUUUUGGUCAGCAACUCCCAGGUUUGGAGCUUGGACUUUCUCAAGACGGUCAUAUGGGAUCCCUGAACUUCCAAGCCUUACAACAAUUCUACCAGCAGAUAGGGCAAAGCGGAGACGGAGCCGGUUCCGGUUCGGCAAAUAAUCAGCAACAGCAUCAUCCUCCUCCUGCUGCUGGGGGUGAUGACUCCCAAGGAUCGAGACAGUAGUAGCAGCCGCUAUCUAGAACAUCGGGAUGCUUUGUCGAGAUUCAGUUUAACUAUGAGUAGCAUUAGAAGGAGAGCUGAGUGAUCUCUGAUGGUUUUCCCCCUCUUUUUUUUUAUAGUGCAAAAUGAGAUUGUUUGAAGGUUAGUGACGUCAUGGAAUCCAUUCUCGCCGGAAUGGAUGUCGUCGCCCUGCCUGAUUGAACGUGGCUGCAAGGGCCUGCUCUUUAUUCUGCUGCACAGCUCAUCCCAGUAUCCUCAUAUAGGCUGGACUAAAGAGAGCCGAAGAUGCCAUAAAAGGUUGCUUGUGAUUUUUGUUAUAUCAGUUUGAGGUGUGUUUUAAUUUACAGACAAUUAACUACGCAGGCAUAUAUAGUGGUUUGAUGUUGUUGCAACUAAAUGAAAUGAGCGGCAAUUUGCCUUCUUUACCUGUAAUCUUUUGAGAGUUUCUUUAUCACACUCAUACAUUGGUUAGGAUCAGCAAAGGAACUAGGUAAUGCUAUGUUGCAAGAUGUUUCUUUGAAUUGUCAAAGGUAUCAGAACUGGUAAUUUACAAGAGGUACAAAGCUUUUUCUUUUU